AUUGGUCGAGAUGACAGAAGUGCAAAUUCUAAAGUAUCGAUGAGCGUUAAUCACAAUUCCCAUAAUGAAUUCACUGCACUAAAAUACGAAUACUUCCUACUUAAUCAAAUUCACAGGUUCUUGUUCUCUAUAAGUACAUGCCAUUCAAUAGUACUUAGUAAAUAAGACAAAACUCAAUUGCAAUUACAGUGAAAUCACAAUCAUUAAGUGUAUACCAACGGAAGGCUCAUACGAUGCGACCGAUGUCCAAUCACCAGAGGAUUUGUCAAGUUAAAUUUCCGAACAUUGUCUAAUUCCCUGAACAUACUUCAUUGUCAAUAACAAAAUACUAAAAAAUCCCAGGAAAGCAAUUUGUUAAUUUCCAAUCGUGUAGUAAUUUUAUUGUGAUCAUUCUAAAUUUUCCGAAGAACAUGACCAAUUGUAACAUGAUAGUCGCAAAAUCUGAAACUAUUGGUCAUGAAAAUCAGCCUAUGGAUUUGGAUACUGCUAUUGAUUUGGUCGGAUUUGGAAAAUUUCAAUAUUACACACUUUUUAUUUGUGGUUCAUUAUUUAUGAUUUUCGCUAUAAGUGUUACUUCGGUAACAUUUAUUCUUCCAUCGGCACAAUGUGAUUUUGAGAUGAACUCAACCCAUAAAGGUCUGCUAAAUGGAGCAUCGAUGGUAGGAAUGGUUAUUGGCUCAUUUAUUUGGGGAUAUUUGGCUGAUUCCAAAGGUCGGCGAUAUACUUUAAUUGUCAGUACAAUGAUGGACGGCAUAUUCAGUAUUGUGUCAAGUGUCGUUCAAGUUUAUCCUUUGUUCUUUUUUUGUAGAUUUAUGAGUGGAUUUGGAGUAUCUGGCGUAACAGUCCUUUAUUCCUACUUAGGAGAGUUUGUAAAAGCAAAAUAUCGUGAGAAAUUUCUUUGUUGGAUGGAAAUAUUUUGGACUGCAGGAAUAAUUAUACUUCCAUGUUUAGCUUGGUUAGUGAUACCUUUAACGUUUCGGUUUGAAAAUGAAUACAUUUUAUUCAAAUCUUGGAAUUUGUUCGCCAUUGUUUGUGCUUUACCAAGCAUAAUAAUUGCUACUCUGUUAAUUAAAAUGCCAGAGAGUCCAAAAUUUCUCCUUAAUAAGGGUAAACAUGAUGAAACGAUUGAAUGUUUGAAAGUUGUUUAUUCCUGGAAUAACACUACAGGACUUCAUGAAUUUCCAGUAAAGUCAUUAAUAAUGCCGGAUUAUACAGACGAAACUAGCAGCCAUUUUCUAAAAGGUCUUUGGAGAAGCAUUAUAGGAUUAUUUUAUUCAAAAUACAAAAUCGAAGCUAUAGUCACAUGCAUUAUUCAAUUUUGCGCUACAGCUAGUUACUACAUGCUAGUAAUGUGGUUUCCAGAGCUGAUGAACAGAUUUCGAAAAUAUGAAACUGAAAUGCCCAAUUCACAUGGGGUAUCGAUGUGUGAAAUUAUAUCAAUGUUCAAUAAUAGAACAGAGCAAAAUUUCAUUGAAUGUAAUGAUAAUAUUGACCAAUCGGUGUACAUCAAUAUUGUUAUCAUCGGGUUAGCUUGCAUACCAACAAGUCUAGCUCUACCCAUGUUUGUCAACAAGCUAGGACUAAGAUUUUUCUUAAUAUUCAGUUUUGUUGGCUCGGGUAUAGCAGCAGCUUGUCUCUAUUACAUAACUACAUCAACACAAAAUCUUGUACUCUCUUCUAUUUUCGAAGCUCUGUCUAGUAUGGGUAUAAGUCUUAUGUACUGCAUAAGUGUAGAGCUAUUUCCAACAGAACAUAGAGGUAUGGCUGUUUCUUUAGGAGGCACUUUUGGAAAAAUUGGUGCACUCCUGGGCAAUAUUGUUGUAGGAAUAUUUAUUGAUGCACAUUGUAUAAUUCCAAUUAUAAUUGCUUGUUCAUUUCUAUUGCGAAGACAAAAGAAACCAGCUUUGGACUCAUUUAAAAAUGACCAAACACUUAAUUUUUUUGGCGUUUAAUUAAAAAUGUUUAUUUCAGUUUCUGCAUUUUUAAUUCUCACAUUGCCAAAAACUGGAAACAUCGA
Molecule: messenger RNA, 2017 nt
Organism: Daktulosphaira vitifoliae (grape phylloxera)
Lineage: Eukaryota; Metazoa; Arthropoda; Insecta; Hemiptera; Phylloxeridae
Product: synaptic vesicle glycoprotein 2B-like
Exons: 12
Coding region: 411-1952 (513 amino acids)
Biological process (GO): transmembrane transport
Cellular component (GO): membrane
Molecular function (GO): transmembrane transporter activity
Source: RefSeq, a predicted model, not a curated record